CCUUCGCAUACUAGCUGCGUACGCGAGGAAGACGACCAAUGAGUAUCCUAGGUCAUUGUCAUUAACGUAUUCGAAUUCACCUGUUUGCGACACGGUCGACGUACGUUUUAAUGACGCUCGUGCACGGAAAGUAGAAAGCAUUGCGAAAGGUAAUGACAAGGGUGCAUACGCAGCGUCAUUCCGGCUUUCGUGUCUCCUGUGCAACAUGCAAUCAUACUUCUGCGUUGUUCACGAUCCGCAUCCAGUACCGUUUCGAUCGUUCGAGGUCACUGCCUCGGUGUUCGCUUUGUCAGCCAUUUCCGCGAAUGUAUCCACCUUUUACGAAUGUCAAACUCGUUUAAUCUUAAUCUAUGCAUGCCAGGCAAGGUUUCUGAGAACUCGGCGCGCACUCAGGCUGAACCGAGACUACUCGUGAUAAAAUAAAGUCUAUAUAUACUGAAACUUCGCACCUCCGUUUGCACAUUAAAAUUCUAUGCGUACGCAGUUACAGAUUAAGAUUAAUAUCCAUUAACUGUCGUGGUCUAUCGAAUUUCUAUCUAUAAUCACGACGUUCGAUCCAACCGAAAUGCAAAUGUCCAAGAUUCGCUGGAUUUUUGAGGAAGCUCCGCGAAACUUUCUUCCAGACGAAAGGCGAUUGGUAUUCAAGAGUUCAGUAAUCUUCGGCUGCGUCUUGCUGGUCCGCGGGGAAUCGCCUACCACCAGCUACUCGGUCAGAGGUGACGCUAAUUACGACUACAACACCAUCAAAGACGGCCACAGGGACACAACGGAUUUCUACUCCGCUGGUAGCAGUGGACACACCAACAGCAGGAGUCAAGGAAACCUCGAGGAGAGUUUAAGAGCCAACACAUACAGUGGUUUCUCUCCGAGCUCCCACGACAGUGGUUUCCAAGGGUUCUCCAGCAGCGGUACCAGUUCCUACUUCGGGAACGACCCUGUACAGUCCUCCUUCGACGGUUAUACCAACGCUAACAACGGCGAUUCCACGUUUGACGCUUAUACGCACAGCAACGAUCAAGCUGGCUCCGACUUUAGUCAGUUCUCCAGCAAUAAGCACAAGAACUCUGCCUACAUGAAGUUCACGGACAGUCUGCCUGGCGCGUCCAUCGCAGGGAGCUUCUCCGAGAUAGCUCCCGAAGGUUCUGCUUACAGAGAAUAUUCUGGAGAUGCGUUCAGAGGUCACGCACCUGGAGGAUACAUGGAUGGCGAGCAAUCCUUCAACAGAGAACCUACGAGCUUGUUCAACGCGGCUGGCAGUGAUUACUCGUUCGGGAAGCACAAGGAGGGUAUGUUUGGAAUCGGAGGAAGUAACAAGUACCCCAGCGAGGGUUAUCCCCUUCACUCUGACACGCGUUACAUACGUGGAAACCAUGGGAGCAUGGGACGCGAGUUCCCAUCUCCUGGGUACGUAACGAGCUCGUCGAGCAGCCCUUAUAGUAGCAUCCGUGGAAGCUCUGGUCUUUACAGCUCGGGCAAAUAUAGUAAAUAUAACAAAUUCAUGGGCGAUUACGCUCCAGGAGCGGGUCUGAAUUACCUCUCGAAAGACCAAGACGCUGAUUAUUUAUUCGCCAACUACGGAAAGGGCAAGGUAGCAGCGCUGAAAGAUAGCAGACCGAGCAGUAGCUAUGGCGGUCAAGCUUAUCUCGGUGGACCGUCGUAUCUGAACAAAAUCGCCUCGAGUUACAAGAGCAAGCCGAGCUUCAUGAGCUACCCGAGCAGUUCUCUGCUUAGUUAUCCCUCGAUGUCGAGUUUGCACAGCAGUUUCAGUGGCAAUAGCUACGCUGAUGGUCCCAGCCCUAUGCUUCGAAGAUACCGAAGCAGUAGUGGCUACAUUCCUGGCCAUGGGAGCAUGUACUCCGGUUUUUAUUAACGUUUCCUAUGUGA
Hylaeus volcanicus is the source of this 1884-nucleotide messenger RNA. Its product is annotated as prisilkin-39-like. Lineage: Eukaryota; Metazoa; Arthropoda; Insecta; Hymenoptera; Colletidae. The transcript is spliced from 3 exons. Bases 566 to 1870 code for a protein of 434 amino acids. The record is from RefSeq and is a predicted model, not a curated record.